UCCUUGCAAGUCUCCUUCCCAAUUUUUAUCGUUUUCCUCCUUUAAUCAAAUCCAACGGCACAUAUAGGAGCAGUUCGAUUCGAUAAUCACAGAAAAAAAACAAGGUAGCUGAUAUAGCAGGCACCCAUAGCCUUCCCACAAUUGAACCUGAUGAUUGGAUGGAUAGGAAGCAGCAUAUUGCAAUUUUUACGACCGCGAGUCUUCCAUGGAUGACUGGAACUGCUGUUAAUCCUCUGUUUCGUGCUGCAUAUCUUACAAAAGAUGGGGAGAGAAAGGUUACUUUGGUGAUUCCGUGGCUAUCUUUGAAGGAUCAACAGCUAGUUUACCCCAAUAAUAUAACAUUCAGGUCGCCCAGAGAGCAUGAGGCUUAUGUCCGUCAGUGGGUUGAAGAGAGGACUGGAUUUAUAGCUGGAUUUAAUAUAAACUUCUACCCUGGAAAGUUCUCCAGAGAUAAAAGGAGCAUUCUAGCUGUUGGGGAUAUUACAGAAAUCAUACCUGAUGAAGAGGCAGACAUUGCUGUCUUAGAAGAGCCUGAGCACCUGACAUGGUACCAUCAUGGGCGGAGAUGGAAAACAAAAUUCCGAUUAGUCAUAGGGGUUGUUCACACCAAUUAUUUGGAAUAUGUAAAAAGAGAAAAGAAUGGGGUUGAAGCAUUUCUCUUGAAACAAAUCAACAGUUGGGUUAUCCAUAUCUACUGCCACAAGGUUAUAAGAUUAUCGGCUGCAACACAGGAUCUUCCAAAAUCCAUUAUAUGCAAUAUCCAUGGUGUCAACCCCAAGUUCCUUGAGGUUGGGAAGAAAAAGCAAGUGUUGCUGAAAAAUGGAAACCAAGCCUUCACCAAGGGUGCAUACUACAUAGGGAAAAUGGUGUGGAAUAAAGGCUACAGAGAGCUCCUUAAAUUACUUUCUGAUCACCAGAAGGAACUAAAAGGUCUUCAGGUUGAUUUAUUUGGAAAUGGAGAGGACCACGAUCAAGUUGAAGAAGCAGCUAAAAAGUUAGAACUUGCGGUUAAGGUCCACCCUGGGUGUGACCAUGCUGACCCUUUAUUUCAUGAUUUUAAGGUGUUUCUAAAUCCAAGCACAACAGAUGUCGUCUGCACAACCACAGCUGAAGCACUAGCAAUGGGCAAAAUCGUCAUUUGUGCCAACCAUCCCUCAAACGACUUCUUCAAACAAUUUCCAAAUUGCCAUACAUACAAUGAUGCUGAAGGGUUUGUCCAAGUGACAUGCAAGGCACUGACCGAAGAGCCAGUCCCACUCACUGAUGAACAUAGACAUGAACUGUCCUGGGAGGCUGCGACGGAACGAUUUCUUAAGGUAGCUGAGCUCAAUCAGGCCUUCCCAUGUAAACCAGAGGAAACUCCAACAAAGAAUUUUAUGGCAAUAUCAUUGAAUUUGAAGAGGAACUUUGAGGAUGCAUCAGCAUUUGUGCAUUAUGCAGCUUCUGGGGUUGAAGCUGCACGUAGAGCAUUCGGUGCAAUUCCUGGAAGUUUGCAACCAGAUGAGGAACAAUGUAAAGAGCUUGGGUUGUCUGUUCCCAAAGGGAAGCAUGGUUCAAAGUGGGCUUCAAGACAUUGAUGCAGUCGACGUGUUUAUUAAAAUUUGUCAGAAACAUUUUGAAGUCCAUGUUUAUCAAUGUCCCCUGGAAAAAGAAAUUCUCUUUGAUUACAAAAGGUUUCAUAUGUGAUCUCAGGUAAGAAAAAAGUAUCCCAUGUUUUCUCUUCUAAAAAUGAUUGUUGUAUGCUUGGUAUUACUGUAAUUUUAUCAUAGGCACUUAGCUGUAAUUGGAUGUAUGAUAU
This is a messenger RNA of Telopea speciosissima, 1798 nucleotides long. Its product is annotated as digalactosyldiacylglycerol synthase 2, chloroplastic-like. Gene Ontology annotation, cellular component: chloroplast outer membrane. NCBI's taxonomy places the organism in Eukaryota, Viridiplantae, Streptophyta, Magnoliopsida, Proteales, Proteaceae. The transcript has 5 exons. The record is from RefSeq and is a predicted model, not a curated record. The coding region runs from base 159 to 1577 and encodes 472 amino acids. Gene Ontology annotation, biological process: galactolipid biosynthetic process. Gene Ontology annotation, molecular function: digalactosyldiacylglycerol synthase activity.